Messenger RNA from Anisakis simplex (herring worm), 441 nucleotides. NCBI's taxonomy places the organism in Eukaryota, Metazoa, Nematoda, Chromadorea, Rhabditida, Anisakidae. The record is from the annotation of a GenBank genome assembly.
GAUGAUGAUGAUAAUGUUUUGAGUGAUGAUGAUGAUGAUUUGGAUGAUGAUUUGGAUGAUGAUGAUAAUGACGAUGAAAAUGAUAAUGAUGAUUUGGAUGAUGAUGAUGAUGAGGAUUUGGAUGAUGAUGAUAUGGAUGAUCAUGAUGAUGAUGAUGAUGAUGUUGAUUAUUUGGAUGAUGAUAAUGAUGAUUCGGAUGAUCAUGAUUUGGAUGAUGAUGAUUUGGAUGAUGAGGAUGAUGAUCUAGAUGAAGAUGAAUUGGACGAUGUAGAUGAUGAUGAUGAAUUGGACGAUGAUGAUGAUGAAGAUUUCGAUGAUGAUGAUAUUGAUGAUGAAGAUGAUAAUGAUGAUGUUGAUGAUUAUUUUGAUGAUGAUGAUGUUCAUGAUUUAGAUGAUUAUAAUGAUGAUUUAGAUGAUGAUGGUGAUGAUGAUGAUGACUAG